GGCGGACCGGACCCGCCCCCGCGCUGCGGGAGCCGCGCGGCCACCGCGGACCGGACCGAUGAACAAAGACUUCAGGAGCCCCAGCUGAGCUCUUGCAGAGGCUUCUGACCCAGCUCAGCCAAGAGCUUUGUGUGGGUAAAGGACAUGAGUCAACAAAUGGUCUCUGUGAGUUGCCAGGAGCUGCUGCCCUCCUUGACCAGCUCUUUGCUGCUGGAGAGUGUUGCCAGUGCCCUGCAACACAGCAUGUCACCAUCCCUUCUGCAGGGACAUGGCACUGAGAAGGUGUCCAGCUCCCCAGAAGGCUCUGGCCAUCUCCUUGCAGACAGCACCAGCCACCUUGAAGCCACCUCACUCCCCCUGCCCAGUGCUAAGGGGGAAGACACAAAACCCCAAGAGACUGUCUGUGAGGCUCACCUCAAGCUGCCUGACUUCUGCAGCAGCCUCUCCCAGGACUUCAUUCCCACCCUGGAGGAGAUUGAGGAGUUCCUAAGGGAGAAAGCUGAAUUCCUCAAAGAUGAAGCAAGUGAUCUUGACCCGGCUGGAGGGAAGGUGAGGAUCAAAUCUGAGAUCAGCUUAGGUAGCUGUGGGAGACAGCCUGUCUCCAGCGUGGCUCAAGAAGAAGAGGUCUCAAAUGCUGCCCAGCCUGGAGGGACAGCUGGUGGUGGUGACCAGGCAGUGGCUGCUGGAAGCAUUCCUGUUGUCCUCCAAAUCCAGCCUCUCCAGAUGGACAGUGGCAGCCUGCUUGUGCAGAGUGCUGCCUGUGGUGCCAGCAUGGCCCAGCUGGUUAUCAGCUUGCAGGGCCAAAACUUGUCCCUCCUCCCUCAGGUCCAGCCCCCUGUGACCAUCACGGACCAAAAGUACAUCAGAAUUGCCCCCCUGCCAGUCACCAUGAGGCCAGGGGCUGUACAGGAGAUGGAGGUGACCCCCAGGUGUCAGAAAUCCCUCCCUUCCCUCCUCCGUGUCCAUCAGUGCUCCCACCCAGGCUGUGGCAAGAUGUACACCAAGAGCUCCCACCUGAAGGCUCAUUCCCGGCGGCACACGGGGGAGAAGCCCUAUCCCUGUGCCUGGCCCAACUGUGGCUGGAGGUUUUCCCGCUCGGAUGAGCUCUCCCGGCACCGGCGCUCCCACUCUGGUCACAAGCCAUACCAGUGUGUCACCUGCCUGAAGAAGUUUGCCCGCAGUGACCACUUAGCCAAGCAUGUGAAGACCCACCAGGGCCAGCCCAGCAGCCCAGGGACACUGCAGGGCAGAAGCUGACUCCUGACCAAGCUGCUCAUCCUCGCCAGGCUGAGCCCAGGAGGCCCCUGAAGCCAGGCAAGCAGUGCAAAAACCACUGCACUAAUGAAGAAGAGUAACGAGGAAUAAAUUCUAGGAGAUGCAGUGUUGUAUCUCUAUUGAAGGAUGACCUUCACAGCCUGUCUCUGGUGCUACUGACCCUCUCUUAAAUAUAUGUGAUGGAAACUUAA
Molecule: messenger RNA, 1466 nt
Organism: Apus apus (common swift)
Lineage: Eukaryota; Metazoa; Chordata; Aves; Apodiformes; Apodidae
Product: Krueppel-like factor 15
Exons: 3
Coding region: 145-1257 (370 amino acids)
Biological process (GO): regulation of transcription by RNA polymerase II
Molecular function (GO): RNA polymerase II cis-regulatory region sequence-specific DNA binding; DNA-binding transcription factor activity, RNA polymerase II-specific
Source: RefSeq, a predicted model, not a curated record